This is a messenger RNA of Aspergillus calidoustus, 5697 nucleotides long. The record is from the annotation of a GenBank genome assembly. NCBI's taxonomy places the organism in Eukaryota, Fungi, Ascomycota, Eurotiomycetes, Eurotiales, Aspergillaceae.
AUGGCUGCACCUGUUGGCGAGACCGUCGCUAUUCCCGUCACCAAUGAACAGGUAAAGAAUGAAGCGGGUGUCACAAGCAGUGUCCUCGCCGUCGAGCCUACUGCAGAUACAACCACGGUUUUGGUGGAUAGCGUUGAGCCUAUCGUGAGCGCGAAGGCAGAGGAGCCCACUAAAGAAAAUGGAGUCGUUUCUCCGGAUGACAAGAAGAGCGAGACCCCGCUGGAAAACGGCACCACCGAGAACAAGGAGGUAGCUGCCACACAAGACUCGGUUGUUGAAGACAAGCUAGAACUGCCGUCUGAAACUUCCACAAAGCUGGAUGACAAGCCUGCGGAGCUUCCGGAACCGGUGGAGGUUCCCGCACAGCACGAGUCGAACGGAGUUGAGGCUGCAGAGCAGGCGCCCAUCCCCGAGGUUGAAAAGACCACCACAGAGGACAAAGCCCCUCUCGCGGAGCCUGAACUCGAAGUCGCAAAGGCGGAGGAACAGCCCGAAAAGGUUGAAGUCUCCACCAAGACUGAGGCUGAGAAGGUUGAAGAAAAGCCGGAAGUUUUGACAGAGCAAGAGCCCUCUUCAGGAGUUGAAGUUGCGAAGGUGACUGAGGAGAACGAAACCCCGGAAUCCGAGCCUGAGAAGGCUGCCGUCAGCGCCCUUGCGGAGUCAAAGGAGGGCACAAACGAGAACGUUGAAGUACCAACCACUGAUCCGGCACCGACUGAAUUUGUAACCGAGACAUCAGUUGCUGACGCGACUACUGAGGAGAAACCUGUUGAAGAGCCCACCAAAGAAUCUUCCGCAGCGGUCGAGCCGUCUGAAAUUACCACAGAGAAGCCAAGUAAGUCGACGAAUGAGGAACCUGCGGAGACAACAGACGACAAAGAUAUCACCAAAGAGCCAACCGUCCAGACUACGUCCGAGGGUGCUGAUGCUGUGGGUCCACUUCUAGAAACGGCUUCUGACAGUGCUCUAGAAAGGACAGUCGAGGCAUCGGACAAGACCGAAAACGAGUCCAACAUCCAAGAGGCUGUGACUGCCGAAGACUCCGAGGACUUGGCCGAUGAGUCGAAGGCAACCAAAAGUGCAGAGGUGACCGAACCCGCGGCAGAGCCAGCUAAGGAACCUGUGGAGGAGAAGGUUGACGUCCAGGUGUCAAACGCCGACUCCACACCUGCUGUCUCUGAGGCUAUCGCAGAGUCGGACACACAGGUGCCUGCUGAUACUGCGGCUAAAGACAAGCCAGUCCCUGAGUCUACAGCUGAACAGCUCACACGAGAGGAGGUUGAAAAACCGACUACUGAGAGUGCUGCUACUGAGGAGCCAGUCAAAGAAGACCCAGUGACCGAAACCGUAGCCCUAGAAAAACCCGCCGAGCCUGUUGCGGAGGCUACAGCCACAGAAGUGUCUGCGGAAGAGGCACCGGCCUCAAAACCCUCGGCGCAGGAUGUGGAGUCCGUGGAGCCAGUUGCUCAAGAAUCUGUUGCGAAGGACGCUGUUGUCGAAAAUACUCCUAUCGCGGAGGAGACUAAGGACACGAUUGUUGAGCCCGACAGGAACCUCGAAUCUGAACCAGUCCUGGCGGCCGAACCCUCGUCAACGAGCGCUACUGAGACAGCGAAAGAAAGUUCCACCGUGGAGCCGACCACCGAGACCGUUCCUGCUAAGGAUGAUUCCCCAGCUCCCGCGACCGAGACUCUUCCCGAGCAACCAGUUGUGCAUGAGACGUGUGCUAAGGAGGCUACCCCAGAAGCUCCCGCAGCGGAUGCUCCCGUCGAAGAACAAGCCACACAGCCUGCCGCGGAAGAGGCCUCUACCACAAUCACCACAGCUCAAGAGCCAGUGAAGGAAGAUGAGGCAGGAAAAGCAGCCGAGGACACACCAGCUGAAGCAGCUGCAGUCGCAGAACCCACAAAGGACGUUGAGAUUGAGGAACCCAAGGUAGAAGCAACCGCAGUGGCUACUGAAUCAGUUGAGCCAGUGGAAGCUGCCAAGGGAGCAGCUGAGGAGACCUCUGAGAAAACAGAAGAAACGCCAGUCGCUACCGAGUCUGUUGAUCCAGUAGAGGAGACUGCUGAGAACUUUCAGCCCGAGACAGCUGAUGCUGCGCCUGAAGCUGCUGAAUUGGAAGAGGAAAUUCCUAACGCUGAACCGGAGGUUAUUAAGCCAGUAAAGGAAACCUCGACCACAGAGGCAGUUGCAGAUGUGGCUGCUGUGCAACAAGAAGUGGUGCUCGAGGAGCCCAAGGCUGAGGAACCGACACUUGCGACUGAAACCAGUGAGCCGGAAAUCAACACCGCAGCCGCCGAAAUACCUACGGAUAAGGAGGUGGCAGAUGAGGAGCCGCAGGCCGAAGAAGUGACUGUUGAUACCAAACCUGUUGAAACACCCAACGCUACCGAUGAGCCAGCUGCCGAAGUUACCGCCCUUGAGACUGCCCCAUCCACCGAAGAACCAUUGAAGGAGGCUGUUCCAGAAGAACCGAAGAUCCAGCAAUCAGAAACUACUGCUGAGGCCGCUGAGCCAGUGCAGGAGGCUUCCGAUGAGGAACCUAAGGUCGAGACAACUUCAGUUGAUUCUGAACUGGCUGCCGGACCGGCUAAAGAAACCUCAGCUGACGAGCCCUCUGUGGAGGAAACUCCUUCUUCUGAAGAGCUAGAGAAGGACACCGCCACUGAAGCCGCUGAGCCUGAGGCAACAGUAGCAGCCGUUGGUUCUGUACCUGAGUCGACAAAGGAAGCUGCAGCACCGGAAGAACCUGCAGAACCCGCCCUGCAAGCAGAAGCUGCAUUUGAGGAACCGAAGCCAGAGGAAACGCUAAUUGAGACUGCCCCUGUCGAGCAGUCCACGACUAUCGAGGCACCGACACAAUCCGCUACUGAAGUACCUGCUCCUGAAAGGGAAAUCGUCGGCGACGAGACCAAGUCUCAAGAAACCGCGGCCGAAACUGCUCUUGUCGAAGACUCUGCUCAGAUCACUGAGGCCUCCACAGAAGCAUCUGGCCCGGAGAAAGAGGCUGUGAUCGGGGAACCAACGCCUCAUGAAACCGCAGUCGAGACUGCUCCUGUAGAACCUUCAACUGUUGAAGCUCCUGCAGAGACACCUGCAGAUGAAAAGGAGACCAUAACCGAUGAGCCUAAGGUCGAGGCAUCCGCAGUUCAGGUUGCUCCAGCUAUUGUUGCUACUCCUGCUUUUGAGAGUGAAGUUGCUGCAGAGGACCCUGAGGCUGAGGAAGCCCAGACUGAACAAACCAAGGUGGAGGACCUCAAGGCCGAAGAACCCAAGGCCGAAGAACCCGCAGUCGCUGCGACUGAGCCGGUCAGAGAACAGGCCGAGGAGCCCUCACAGACAGCCACAGAAGCACCUGAAGCGGAAACCCUGACUGUGCCUGAGGAGUCCAAGGCCGAAGAAGUCGCAGAAGCUUCUGAAAGGGUCCAAGAGCCAGUGAAGGAAUCUGUCAUUGAAGAACCAGUUACAGAGGAAUUGCCCGUUUUACAAGAAGUACCUGUUGAAGAAGUGGCAGCGGACAAACCGACAGAAACUGCAACUACUGAGCAGCCCACAGGAGCGAUCGUAGAAGAACAGCCAACAGUGGAGGCCGACAACUCUGUCGAAGCCGUGGCAGAGGUACCGACAGAGCCUUUGCAGCCAACUGUCCCACAAGAAGAAGCUGUGUCCGAAAUUUUGGUCGGUCAGUCAGUUGCGCCCGAGACCACGGAGGCUCCUGUGGAAGUAGUCUCUACGACAGAGCCUAAUCCCGAGGUUGAGGGACCAACGGCUGAGACGCCUGCUGAGGAGCCUGCUGAGGAGCCUGCAAGCGAGCCAACCGAGACUACCGAAAUCACGGAUGCCCACGAGACAGAAGCUGCUGAAAAUACCCCUGGCGCAGCCACCGAGAUCACUCCGGAAGUCAAGGAGACAGAGCCUACCCGUGAGGAAACUGUUGCAGACGAGCUCCCUGCCAAGGAGAAGCAGCCAGAUGAGCCUGCUGCUCCAGUCGACGUCGAGGAAUUCCCGGCAAAGGAGGCAGUGCCAGAAGAGCCCGUGUCUAAAGACAUCACCAUAGACGAAGAAGUUAGCACGGUCACAGCUGGCGUAGCAAGGGUCAUCGACGAAUCAAAGCCAGCUGUAGCUGAAUCCGAUGUUGCAACCCCUGCCACUACGGAACCACAGCCGGAGCCAAUUGAAGAGACGAAGCCCGAUGUCGUGGCUGAAGAGCCAGAAAACCAGGAGCCAGCUGCAGAUGCCCCUGUCAGAGACAUACCUCUCGCAGCAGAGCCUGUGAGAGAAGAGCCAGCGCAGGAACCCGUCGUUCAGGCAGAACCUGUGCCGAUAGAGUCUGUUUCGCAAAUCCCCGCCACUGCACCAUCAGCAGCAGAGGAAGUGAAGGCGGAGGGGGUGACACCUAUCCAGGGAGAAUCCGAAGUUGCUGAGAAUCCAGUGACUGAUUCACCAUCUGUGGAACAACUUCCGCUGAACCAACUUGAGGAACCUGCACAAAAGGAAGUCCCUGCGGAGUCGGUUGAGACAGAAGUGCCUGCAAAGGAAGAACCCUGGGAACCUGAACAAGACGCCGCGACCCUCUCCAAGGCCGCCGCACCUGAAGUGUCUGCGGAUGAUACUAUUCUGCCUUCCGACUCCCCUUCAACGACUGAGAAGACACCCUCAUUCCAGGAGCCUGCUGCACAAACACUUCCAUUGAGCGAAGAACCUGCUGCUGAGGCUGCUUCAACACAAUCGGAGGAGCAACCCGUCCAGGAACCGAACGUGUCCGAACCACAGGCAGAGAUUUCCGAACAGGCUUCCCCUGAAGAAUUCGCCCAAGUGUCAGGGGAAAAGACCAUUACCUCUGAGUCGGUCGCUACAAAAGACCCCACCGCUGAUGUAUAUGCGGCUGAUGUGUCCAAGGUGGAUGGGCAAGACGCAGAGACUCAGCCUGUCGAGAGCGUGGUUGCCAGCGAAGAAACUGACAAGCCCGCCAACCCUGAAGAGCCCUCAACUGCUGCGGAACAGCCAGCUCAGGAAGUUACCCCAGCGGCCAAGGAAGUCGAAGACUCUACACCAAACGAAAGCGCCCUGACUCCUGAAGUCAUCGCUGGCGGUGCUGCAGUUGUUGCUGCGGGUGCUGUUGCGGCCGGAGCCGCCGUUAUUGCGAGUAAAGAGCAGGAACCCAAAGCUGCUACCACAAAGGAGGCACCUAGCCAGCUUGAAGCCGACAAGAACACUCUCACUGUUCCUUCGCAGUCUCAACCCCCUGCCAACGGGACCGCAGUUGGCACGUUGAAGGAGCCCCCAACCCCAGAGCCUGAAGCGGAUCCUGCACUUGCUGCGCUUGCUGGCGAUGGCGAAGCUCUUCUAAGGAAGCUUGACCUGCCUUCGACAGAUCAGCUACUCGCAUCCGCUGAUAAUGCCCCUGUGGACUCUAAGGACGCAAAACAAGGAAACGAGACAACCACCGCCACGGAGGCUGGCCCAUCCACCACAGCUCAGCCGGCCUCGACCACGGAAGGGCCUGCGGACAACGCAGUAGCCAACAAGGGAGACGAGAACUCUCGAUCCCCAAGUCAGAACCGGUCAGUCACUGCUGUUUCUCUUAAUCACAAGAAUGACAGCUGGUUGAGGAAUAUUCUGCGUGCGGUGUUUGUCAAUUUCCUUGGUUCCAUAUUUUCUCCUUUCCGCCGACGCGGAACAACAGAUCAGUGA